GGGCUGCUGUGAGGACAAGGAAGAGUCAGUGCCCAGAGGAGCUCCCUACAGGAAACAUCAAGGAGGUGCCUGUGGCCCCCAGCCCCACGACAGCCUCCAGCAGCCAGGGAGACCUCGGGAGCGAGAGGAGCAGUGAGGAGGCCGUGCUGUCCCCUUGGGAGCGAGAGGAGCUGUGAGGAGGCCAUGCUGUCCCCUUGGGAGCGAGAGGAGCUGCGAGGAGGCCAUGCUGUCCCCUCAGGAGCAAGAGGAGCUGCGAGGAGGCCCCAUCCCGGAACCACGUCUGUGUUCCCGGGCAAAUGCUGCCAAAACUCAGGUGCCUUUUCUGGAAGACAAGUCCUGUGAGGAGCAGUUGAGGGAACAGGGGGUAUUUAGCCUGGAGGAGGCUCAGGAGAGACCUUACUGCUCUCUACAACCACCUGAACGGAUGCUGUAGCCAGCAACAGGAUGAGUGGGCAUAGCCUCAGGCUCAGCUUGGAGAGGUUUAGGCUGGACAUUGGGAAGAAUUUAUUCACAAAAAACAUUGCAAUAUAGUGCCUAGGGAGGUGUUGAAGACUGGACGUGACACACAGAGCAUGUGAUUAAACACUGGAGGAACACAGGGAGUUGGUGGAGUCACUGUUCCUGGAGGUGCUUAAGACAGGAUGUGGCACUUAGCGCACUCCAGGGUCUAGCUGGCAUGGUGGUCUUGGGUCACAGGUUGGAGUCGAUGAUCUCCAGAGGCCUUUCCCAACCUCAUUGAUUCUGUGAAUCUUCAGUUAUGGUCACAGCACCACCGGCCUGUGGAGUACACAGCUGCACUUCCACUCGGAAGGGAACUGUCUCAUCCGCGCGCUUACUGCAGGGAGGACCAAAGGCGCUUUUAUCACGACAUGGGUGCAUUAAUUUAAAUUUUCUCUUAGCGAUUCUUCCUCGCCAGACGGGAAGCCGCCAUGGCAGCGAGACAAAGGCAGUCGAAAUUACCCACCCCCCCCCACUCGCCUCCGCUCCCGGACAGGGAAGAGCCCAGUGGGCAGAAGCGGAUGGAGGCGGGCGGGGCCGAGGCGCGGGGCGGUGCCGGCGCGGGCAGGCGGCCGCGAUUCUGUCCAGACCUGCAGCAAAACGACUCCACACAAAGAAACACCUUCAGAGCAAAGAUGAAUAUUGGGAAAGCUUACAGUGCUACCAACAUCAGCAAUGGAACAGAUCUAGCUAUUGGCUUUGCCUCUUCCACAGUAGCUGUCCUUCUAUUUGGGACAAACUUUGUGCCUGUCAAGAAAUUUGAUACUGGUGAUGGCAUGUUCUUCCAGUGGAUUCUCUGUGCCUCCAUAUGGAUAGUUUCUUUGGUGGUCAAUUUGAUCCAGAAUUGCCCCCGGUUUUGGCCCCUGGCUAUGGUUGGAGGUUUCGUGUGGGCUACAGGCAAUGUUACAGUUGUCCCUAUUGUUAAAACUAUUGGCUUAGCACUUGGUCUCUUGAUAUGGGCUUCUUUUAAUUUGCUGACAGGCUGGGCAAGUUCAAGGUUUGGUUGGUUUGGAAUUGACCCAGAGGAGGUAUCAAGACCAAUCUUAAAUUAUAUUGGAGCUGGACUUUCACUUAUAAGUGCUGUCAUAUUUCUUUUUAUAAAAACUGAAGUCCAGAGUUCUUCAACUUCAUUAGAAAGCACACCUUUACUGAGAGAAAGUUCUAUAAAUGUUUCUGAAGAGACCACUGAGGACUCAUGGGUGAACAAACUUUCUCCAGCAAAAAGGAGACUCAUAGGCUGUAGCCUGGCUGUAGUGGCUGGAAUACUCUAUGGUUCCAGUUUUGUACCAGUACUUUACAUCAAGGACCAUGGAAGAAGAAAUGAAACUCUAUACGCAGGAGCAAGUCAGUUUGAUUUAGAUUAUGUUUUUGCACACUUCAGUGGAAUAUUUCUUACAAGUACCAUCUACUUUUUGAUUUACUGUGCAGUCAGGAAGAAUAAACCUUAUGUUUAUCCCCAAGCCAUAUUGCCAGGGUUUGUUUCUGGUGUGCUUUGGGCAAUAGCCAAUUGCUGCUGGUUCCUGGCCAAUCACUAUCUCAGUGCUGUUGUCAGCUUUCCAAUAAUUACUGCAGGUCCUGGCCUUGUUGCUGCAAUGUGGGGAGUCCUUGUAUUUAAGGAAAUCAAGGGACUGAAAAACUACAUGCUACUGUUAGUAUCAUUUUGCAUCAUUUUGGCUGGAUCACUUUCCACAGCUUUUUCUAAAGUUUGAAAGGACCUUCUGGACCAGUAGAUGGUGCUAGCGUUUAACACAAAUAGAAAGACCAUGUUGGUAGAUCUCAAUACAUAAUAAUUUUUAAAAUGCAUGUCCAACAUUUACACUAACUUACUUCAGCCAAGUGGAAAAUGAAAACAUUUGGCAUGAAAGAAAAUCUGGAAAUAUUUGUUCCUGUUUUUCUUGGAAUAGUAAGAAAAUCAAAGGACUUUAUUAAUCAAAGCUAAAUGAUUUUAUUGUUACUAAUUUUUUGGUUUUUCAUUCAGGUGCUAAACUUCAUGUCAUCAUAAAUUUUGGAUAAAUUGUUGUGAUAGUGGAUAGUGAUUUUAAUGUUAGUUUAUAAUACUGUAUGUGUUUGCAAGCUGAUUUGUUUUAUUAAAACAUUUUUCUUACGGACUUAAAUAUAAGAUACAUCUUGAAAUAUUCCUUA
Zonotrichia leucophrys gambelii is the source of this 2640-nucleotide messenger RNA. It is a transcript of the gene TMEM144, whose product is annotated as transmembrane protein 144. Gene Ontology annotation, molecular function: carbohydrate transmembrane transporter activity. The transcript has 13 exons. Gene Ontology annotation, biological process: carbohydrate transmembrane transport. NCBI's taxonomy places the organism in Eukaryota, Metazoa, Chordata, Aves, Passeriformes, Passerellidae. Gene Ontology annotation, cellular component: membrane. Bases 930 to 2207 code for a protein of 425 amino acids. The record is from RefSeq and is a predicted model, not a curated record.